Molecule: messenger RNA, 4874 nt
Organism: Spirodela intermedia
Lineage: Eukaryota; Viridiplantae; Streptophyta; Magnoliopsida; Alismatales; Araceae
Source: the annotation of a GenBank genome assembly
AUGCAGAAGACAAUUGUCGCUAUUGCUAGGAGGAGAAAGUUAUUGGAUGAUGGGAUUCUAAAUGCUCUGCUUGAUGAUUCAUGGGAUACAUUGGAUAUCUCUGGUUCGGACAUCACUGAUCUUGGUCUUACCAAAGCUGCACAAACUUGCCCCAAUUUACUUGCUGUUGACGUAAGGUAUGGAAGAAUUUUUCGAUUGUCCUUAUCUAUAACACUGAGAAACUUUUAUUUGCAUUUAUCAAAAUUUUAGUUCUGAUUCUGUUGUAAAUGGUGGCUUCAUAUAUCUUACAUCUUAUAGGGGGAUUUGAUGUCAUUAAACUCAGGAGAAAAUAGAGAUAAUAUUUUUUCAUGAAAAGAUGUUUGUUUGAUGUUCAAAUACUAAAUCGCAUUCUGAUAAGACAAUUUUAUGGCUACAAGGUUGAGAAUGUGAUAAAUAGCUGAAAGAAUUAUGCAUGCGUUUCAUCUUCUCAUAGUGGUCUUUAUGUUUCAACCUGUUUGUUACACCUCAGUGGUAGUAUUAGAAAUGACAACUGGAUUCAUGAUGAGCAGCAGGAAUUGAAAGGUUUAUCUUUGUGAUAUGAGGAAAAUUAAAUGUGAAUAUCUCUGUUAGUGCUACCUUUCAUGUAGGUGUCACAGCGGAUGACAUGCUGUCUGAGGUACUGGCAGAUCUACAAAUUUAUCAUAAGUAUCUUAGAAAUUUUAGGUGCAUAUUCUUGUCCGUAAAAUUAAUAGACAAAAAUGAUAUCAUGGGGAUGAUAUAAACAAUUAUUAUCAGACUGUCCUAUAUUAUAUCCGAUACUAUUAUUUUAUUGAAUGUAGUUGUCAGUUGGGACAGGUUUGUCGGACAUUAAAAUAGAGAGUUUUUUGUAUAAUGAGAAAUUCACCGCUGUGUGGAUUAGAUAGAAGCUUAUUCAAUUCGAUGGACUUAUAUCCCUACUCGAAGCAUUCAUUUUUCAAUUUGGCUUGCCUUGGUAUUCCUACACUUUAACAGCAUCCAGCUGUAGAUUGGUCAGAGAAAUUUUACUUCCGGCGUUUCUAAUCUGCAAGAAAUCUUCCUCAAUAUAUUUGGCGGGAAUUUUAAUUUCGUCUGGGGAUUUGAUGAGCAAAAUGAUGUUUGAUGAGAAAUAAAGACAAUCUUUCCAGGAAUCUAGCAUUAGCUGUCUUAUAUUCUGUUCUAUUUGGAGAGUCUUAAGCCAAAGCUGUUACAUGAAGUACCCUCAUCAGGCCCUUACAAUUAUAGAUCUUGGAAGUAUGUGCACUUCGGAGAAAUUUUCAAAUAUCCACUUUCUUUUUGAGUUUAAAAUGCCAUUUGAUUUUAUUUAAUCAUAUAUGAAAAAGGCUCCCAUGAAUUUAUGAAAUAAUUUUUUUUAUUUUGAAUAGGACACACUCUUUUCUAUUUUUUUAUUUCAUUGUAAAUGUCAUAGGAUGGAGAUAUCAGUUUAAUAGUGAUUUCCGUACGCUUAUUUUUAUAUUUAGUAUCCUUCACAUGACCUUUGUUUUUACCAUGCUCUUGAAAAUUUCAAGGCCCAGCAUGGAACAAAAGUAAUGUGUUAGGGCCAAAAAUAUCAGGCCCAUUACCAGGCCCACUGCUAGGAUUACUUACGCCCAGAGGGGAAAGGUAAGUCAUAAGUAGGCCAAGGAGCCCAGUUAGGAGGACAUAUAAGGCCCCACUGUGGGGGCACUUUUGAAGGAAAACUAGGAGAGUGGGGCGCUCUCGAAUUCGUCCCAAACUAUUCUUGGGUUUCCUUCAGAAACCCUCCCCUUUUCCUAUUCUUACGUCUUGUUUAUCGUAGUGUUUUAUUUCCGUUCAUCUCUAUUCUCUUAGACUGUGCAACCUGGAUGUUGUCCUUGAUAGGGUCCUUGAAUGUGUCAAGUGAGCUGGUUUAAUUGUUUUCGGAAUGGUCAUAUUGUCAUCUUUUCUGACUUGUUCCCUUAUUUUAUUUUCACAACAGUCAUCUUUGUUUAUUUACCUGUAGUACACAUUUCAUCAUAUGUGAAAACAUUUUUUCUGCAGAAAAUGCAAGAAAAUUACUAUCGUGGGUGUCUCUGCACUUAUAUCUCAAUGCCAUUCAUUGGAGAUCUUGAGAUGCGGGUAUUCUCUUAAACUUCAUUACCAUAGUUAGUAAACAAUGUUAUACAAGGGGAGGCAUAAUAUUUCUUUUUUUUAGAUUUCAUUUGACUGUAAAAAACUAGUACCUAUUUCUCGCUAGCUAAUGAGUCUGAUUUUACUUCUUUCCACCGAAUGGUUUGAAUAAACGUACAAUCAAAUAGAACACCAUGGGAAAAAGGCUACAAAUAAGUUGAUAAAUGAUAUGUAAGUAAUGUUGGUCAUUGGCAUUGGCUGAACUUGAUUGGUGGGGGUGGGGAAGUUGGUUUAAGGGGUAAUCUGCAUGUCAUCCAGGUUUAAGGGGGUGAGUGAAUUGUCUGACUCUCUAAGUUUGGUUAUGAGACAAAAUUGUUGAACAAAAAUAAUCAUUUAGGGGAAACCUGAGCGUUUUGUAGAUGGUCAAUCUAACUCUAUUUUAUUUUUGAAGCCUCUUUUGGGUACCUCUAUUAACUUCUUGCAAGAUAUAAAUUAAAUCUUCUUAUGCAAAAUAUUUUGCUCAAAAGUAGGUUUGUAAAUGAUUGGAAAGCCUACUUGUAUAUUGAUGGAGCACUAUGAACCAUUUGUCGGCUUGUUUAAGGGGAGCUUCUAGGCAUGAAAAUUUCAGAUUAAAGAAAGCAUCAAUCAUCUCACGUUUAAGAUGUUGAUGUAGCACUUUGAACUAUUGGUGAGGUUCUUCAAAUAGAGCUUUCAAAAUUGAAACUUUCAAAUCUGUGGCACUGAUCAUCUCAUAGCUGAUGGGGUUUUUAUUGCUUAGAAGCCAUAAUUCUCUGAUGCCAUAGCCUUAUUUUCGAUGGCUAAGUUUUCAUAUCUUGGUAACAUAGUUUCUAUCACUUUUCAUGUAUCAUCACUUUGACCAUUGAUACGAACUUGUUUUCAUCUGAUUUUUCUUGAAACUUUGGGGCAACAAUUAUUGUCUUAUUUUUCUGGUUUUUGCUUCUAUGGUCUUCAUUCCUUGUCCUAAAAAUGAUAUAAAAUAUUCACAAAGAUUAGUACCAAGAUUAAAUUUAUUAUCCUCAAAAAUGAUUUUUAGGCUCAUCAGAAUUAAUUUUCUUAUGCGUCAAGGGCACAUCUUCUUUAGUGAACCCAUUCUUAGUUGGACUAAUGCUGUAUGGAGGAACAUGAUCACCACAUCUCUAGUAUCAGCACUCGCCCGGGGAGGUAACGCACUCAAACAUACACACACAACGUACAGGGAGGGAGGGGGAGAGAGAGAGAGAGAGAGAGAGAGUACAAUUACAAGGUUAAUGCAUUUUUUCGUAUAAAAAUACAUGUUAGAAUAAGCAUAAGAUUAUGAUAUUUCUUGGGAAAUCAGGAGGUUUCUCAUACUGAAGUGCAACUGAAAAACAAAUGUGGUUAUCAAAAUUCCACGGGUGAAAAGAAGCAAAAGCCAAAUAACCCUUUUUUAGCUUCCUUUUCACCACAGACUAUGAAUAUAAGUGAAAUCUCCUGAUUGCAGAGGGUGCCCUAGCAGUGAAUCUACAGCACGAAGAUGUUUGAGUAUCUUGGUGCCAAAGUUGAAUGCUGUGGAGGAGGAAUCUUGGGAGAACUUGGAAAACACAGAUCUUGUUGAUGGUGCACAGUCAUUGCGUUGGCUUGUAUGGGUAUGCAAUUUAUUUCAAUGUGAGCUCGGUGGAAACCUUUAUAAUGCAAUAUAUUUCCUACCUGUCUGAAAUUUUAUGAUAUGAACUUGGUGUAGCAUACCCCCUUACCUUUGAAUGAAAUGCUGACUAUUUCAAAGAUAGGAUCAUAAACCUUUGCGAUUCUACUGGGAUCCAUCCCUCCUUGAUCUAAAUAUUGAAGUUCUCAUGAAUCAACGAGAUAAAGAAGCCUAUUGGUUGGUUUCUGGUUUAUCCAUUAGAACAGCCGGUGGCAUAUUUUUUAGUGUGUAGGUCACAUUUUUUAAUUUUGCUGGACCUGGGUUUGCAAGAAGUUCAUCCUCUUCCAUGCGAUAGUUGUUCUUCCUUCCCACCUAGACGGAACGACUCCCCCUUUUCCUGUCCAGCUGGAACUCCCCUACUUCGGGAGCCAGCCCAGCUGCCUUGUCUCUUCUUCAGCUCCAACCCUUUUCCCAUAAAUCCCGUCGCCACAUCCUCCCGCCACCUUCCCCGUACACUUAUCUCAACCCAUGUUUCACAAGGCGUCGGGUCCUGCCUGGCCCAUCGUCAGUCCUAGAUAUAAGAGAUCUGUUUUUCUAAGACGGCAGACAUAAUAUCUUUAGAGCAUACAUAAAAGUUUAAUCUUAACCUGCAUAAUUUGAUACUACACGCAUUUCCGGCUCCAUAGAUUAUGUUUUGAAUCACCCAUUAUGCUUAUUUCUUGUUGCUAAUAAUUGAUUUUAUCAGCCAAAUAUUGAUCCUGAGUCAAAGGCAAGAUUGGCAGUCGAAUGUCCCCGAAUUGCAGUGAAUCCUCAACCAUCACCGCUUUCCCUCCGUGGGGUGGAAGUUCCUCUUGCUGCCUGUCCAGAUUCAAUAUUAGAUGAGUCUUAUGUUGCCGGCAUCGACCCUGAAACAUGGGCCACAACAGUGUCUGAUGCUGAUCGGGCUGGCAUUAACACACUCCCUAGUGCAUCCGAGCAAGGACAGGACCUCCCUCAGCUGUCGAUGGCAGAAAAAUUCAGGCUUGCAUUUGUCGAGAGGGACUUGCGAUUGGCUCCCAAGAGGGCAAAGAACAUGCGCCAACGUCAAAGGCGGGCAGAGAAGGAGUGGGUGACGAGCAGCGCUGAUGCUAAGUCUGUUGUCUUGGCCGCGAAGUUCAGGAAGUCACUUUAA